This is a messenger RNA of Prorocentrum cordatum, 1932 nucleotides long. The record is from the annotation of a GenBank genome assembly. NCBI's taxonomy places the organism in Eukaryota, Dinophyceae, Prorocentrales, Prorocentraceae.
AUGCCGGUCUUCCUGAGCGAGAGCUACCAGGUCCAGGUGAAGAACACGUUCAUCGAUUCCUUCGGCGCGGGCGUCGACGAGGAGGAGUGGCCCAUCCCUAGGAUGCGGCGCAGCCGCUCCGAGCCCGCUCUGCCCUCCCUCGCCGCGCGGGCGGGCGAGCCAGACGCGGAGGCCGAGGCCCCAGAGAGGCAGCCAGAGGGCAACCAAGAGCUCGUCGGCGCGCUCGACGGGGUGGAGUCCAAGAGGACCGUGGACGGGGUGCUGGAGGCCGCCUUCCAGCACCUGCCCAGCCUCGGCCCAGACGCGAUCGCCGAGGCCCUCUACCGCGCCGCCCGCCGGUUGCGCACGCCGCAGCCUGGGGUGGCCGUGCGGGUGCUCCUCGCGCCGCUGCUGCUGCGGCUGCAGGAGGGCCUCGCGGAGAUCCGCGGCGCCAGCCGCCUCUCGCAGCUCGCGUGGUCCCUGGGCAAGUUCGGCGCUCGCUCCCACCCGAACUGCCCGCUGCCCGCGACCGGCAUGGACCAGUGCAUGCUCCACGUUUGUCGCCAGUACCCCGCCGUCCUGGCGGAGUGCUCCGACGUGGAGAUCACGAACACGCUGUGGGGCCUCGCCCGGCUCUACCCGGGAGGAGCCAGCGGCGCGUCGGGCAGCACGGCGGCCGUGCGCGCUGCGUCCCACGCCGUCGUGCGUAGGUGCCUCGACAGGAUGUCGGCGCUGACGGCGCAGUGCCUGGCGAACUCCUUCUGGGCCGUGGCCCGCCUGAAGGUGCAGGGGCCAGACGCGGCGGAGUUCGUGGCGCGCGCUCUGGGUCGCCUCAGCACGGCAUCGGAGCUCAGCGUCUUCACCACGCAGGGUAUCGCCAACGUCCUGUGGGCCCUCGCCCAGCUGCGGAUGACUGGGGCCUGCGCGGGGCCAGCGGACGGCAAGGUUCAGAAUGCACUUGUCCAGGUCGCCGAGGCCUCUUCGCAUCGCCUCGGGGACUUCCAGCCCCAGGAGCUGUCAAUGGUGGCGUGGUCGCUGGCGAAGCUCUAUGAGUCGAAGGGCGCGGCGGACCACGGCGGAGCCGCGGCGCGGAGGGGCCGCUGCGCGGCGAGGCCGAUGGAGGUGGACGUGAUGCUGAUGAGGCUGGCCUCGGAGGCGACACGGCGCAUCGAUAUGUUCGAGGACCAGGGCAUCUCGAACAUCGCGUGGGCCCUGGUCACCCUCGGCCUCGCCGGCGGAGCGCCCGCCACGGCACCGGGGCAGCUCUUCGUUGAGACGGCCAUGGACUUCAGCAGCACGGAGCUGUGGGGCUACUCGACCCAGGCCGUGGCGAACCUCCUGUGGGCCUGCGUGCGCCUUGACGUCGCCCGGCUGAAGAAGAUCGGGCAGGUAAUGGCCCGCUUCUGCUCGGCGGCCGCAGAGGUUGUGACGCAGCGCAUGAUGGACCAGGGCGCCUGCGGCACGAUAACCUGGAAGGAUCUCUCUGGCGUGGCAGCCGCGCUGUCGCACAGCAAGCAGAAGUCGCAGCCCGUCAUGCGCUUCGUGACGCUACUGGCCCAUCGGACAGCCAAGCAGGUGUCUGAGGGCAGCCUCACGGCGCAACAGAUGCUCAACAUCGCCUUGUCUGUCGCGCGGAUGAGGGUUCCACCACACGAGAUGCAGGCGCUCGUGGACAACAUCGCUGCCUGCAUCGCAAAGCGGGGGGACAAGCUCAACCAGUUGGACAUGUACCAGUGGGAUCAGGUGCAGCAGUGGUGCCCGCCGAGACUGGGCAGCCGCGGCCCUCUCCGCCUCGGCCUUGCGCACUGCGUGCCCGCCACCGCGGUGCAGGCCGUCUCAGGCGACAGGGAGGCGUACAGCAUGGGCACCGCGUCGUGGCCUUUGUCGGCCAAGGACUGGCAGGGCGGCCGCACGGGAAGGCGGGUGAGCCUCAACGGGAUGUUAGCACGGUGA